CCCCUCUUCCCUCAACGCUGAACAAACGGUUGAAGUUUGCACUCUGUACCAUCGGCUUCCUCCCCGAAACUCACUCUAAACGUCGCUGGCACUCGUCUCUUCUUGCUCGCUGCUAGCUACUCCGAAUUCCUUUGGCAGACAUAACACCGAUCGAGCAGGGGAAACAUGGUCGCCCUCACCUCCGCUGCUGGUGUCAUAUCUCUCCUCGAUGAGAACGAGGACGAGCUGAAGGUCUAUGCUCUGAAGAAGCUUGACGGCAUCGUCGACCAAUUCUGGGCGGAAAUCUCGGACGCCGUUUCAAAGAUUGAGAUUCUUUACGAGGACGAGCAAUUCAAAUACCGCGAGCUUGCCGCCUUGGUUGCCUCCAAGGUCUACUACCACCUCGGAGAGUUUGACGAGUCUCUGACGUUCGCUCUCGGCGCUGGAAAGCUCUUUGACCUCAACUCCAAGAGCGAGUAUGUGGAAACGAUAAUCGCCAAAUGCAUCGACAAGUACAUCGCUGUGCGCGUGGAGCAACACGCGGCCGACCCUACUACUCCAGCUCCGAAGGUGGAUAAGCGUUUGGAAGAUGUGGUGCAGCGGAUGUUUCAGAGGUGCUUUGAUGAUGGCGAGUACAAGCAGGCCGUUGGUAUCGCGUUAGAGACGUUGCGGUUGGACAUCUUGGAAGCCGCGGUCAACAAAGGCGACGCCCAGUCUUUGCUGUCAUACCUUCUGGAUGCAACCAUGAACAUCGUUCAAAAUCUCUCGUUCCGUAACGAGGUGUUGCGAUUAAUGGUCAAGCUGUACAGAAACCUCCCGGAUCCUGAUUACAUUUCGAUCAGUCAAUGUUUGCUUCAUUUGAACGAUGCGCCAUCGUGCAGUGAGCUUUUACAGACACUUGCUCAGAAUGAUGCGCGACAUCACAUGCUUGCCUACCAAGUGGCCUUUGACUUGGAAGAAAACGCAACCCAGGAUUUCCUGCAACAGAUCAUUCAGGGGUUGGGACCUUCGUCGGAGGAGUCUGGGGAAGCAGCUGGGUCGGACGAGAAGACGCCUCUGCUGAAGACCGAGGCGGGCCCGAAAUCGGACGUGCUGAGCAAGAUCCACACCAUUCUGUCUGGGGAGUUGUCGAUUCGCCUGUAUCUCGAGUUUUUGACGCGGAAUAACAAGACGGACUUGUUGAUCUUGAAGCAAUCAAAGGACGCGCUUGAAUCGCGUAACUCCGUGUAUCACUCGGCCAUCACGUUCGCAAACGCGUUCAUGAGCGCCGGAACAACCAGCGACGAGUUUCUCCGACAGAACCUGGAAUGGCUUUCAAGAGCCACCAACUGGACCAAGUUCAGCGCAACGGCUGCUUUGGGUGUCAUUCACAAGGGACAAUUAGCCCAAGGGAUGGCUCUCUUAGCUCCGUACCUCCCACGAGAAGGCGUUUCUGCUUCAUCGUACUCGGAAGGCGGUGCCCUUUUCGCGAUGGGUCUCAUCCACACCAACCAUGGUAGCGGCGUCAUUGAAUACUUGCGAAACUCGCUACGGAACACGCAGACGGAGGUGGUCCAACAUGGAGCGGCGCUGGGGUUGGGUGUUGCUGGGAUGGCUACUGCUAAUGAUGAAAUAUACGAGGACCUGAAGACGAUCCUCUUCAGCGACAGUGCCGUCGCUGGCGAAGCCGCCGGACUGGCUAUGGGUCUGGUCAUGCUGGGAACGGCGUCCUCCAAAGCGAUUGAGGAGAUGCUGCAGUACGCGCACGAGACUCAGCACGAGAAGAUUAUUCGCGGGUUGGCGAUUGGGAUCUCUAUGAUCAUGUAUGGGCGCGAGGAGCAGGCUGAUGCGCUAAUUGAGCAGUUAGGCCUUGAUAAGGACCCCAUUCUUCGAUACGGCGGCAUCUACACCGUGGCGAUGGCCUACAGCGGCACCGGCAACAACAAGGCCAUCCGCCGCCUCCUGCACGUUGCCGUCAGCGAUGUCAACGAUGACGUUCGACGCGCAGCCGUCACUGCUUUGGGAUUCUUGCUCUUCAGGACCCCGAAACAAGUUCCUAGAGUGGUGCAGCUGCUGUCGGAGAGUUAUAACCCGCAUGUGCGGUAUGGCGCGACGUUAGCGUUGGGGAUUUCUUGUGCUGGGACUGGGUUGAAGGAAGCCCUAGACCUCCUGGAACCGAUGACAAAAGACACGGUGGACUACGUGCGGCAAGGCGCGCUGAUUGCCUUGGCCAUGAUCCUGGUGCAGCAGAACGACGUGCAGAGCCCGAAAGUGGCGACCACGCGGAAGUUGUUUGAGACGAUUAUUGCGAACAAGCAUGAGGAUGUAAUGGCCAAAUUUGGUGCGGUUUUGGGCCAAGGGAUCAUCGAUGCAGGUGGCCGCAACGUGACAAUCUCCCUGCAAUCCCUCUCCGGCCACCCCAAUAUGUCCGCGAUCGUGGGGAUGGCCGUCUUCACCCAAUUCUGGUACUGGUACCCCCUCACGCACUUCCUCAGCUUAGCCUUCACGCCCACGGCGGUCAUCGGGCUCAACAAGGACCUCAAGAUCCCCAAAUUCACGUUCCUAUCCAACGCCAAACCCUCGUUGUUUGCGUACCCGGCGCCGACCAAACCCCCGACGGAGGAGAAGGUGGAGAAGGUCGCCACUGCUGUAUUGUCGACUACGGCGAAAGCGGCGGCGAGGGCGAAGAAGGUGGAUGCGCAGAGGAGGGAGAGUUCGAAAGGACCCGAUGCGAUGGAGACUGAUGACAAGGAGCCUGUCGCACCUCAAACUACAACUGCGAAAGAGAGCAAAGACGUUGGUACUAAGAAAGGAGACGAAGCGACAGCCACGACACCCACCGAGAAGCGCAAGAAGCGCACGAAAGAAGACCCCUUCGAAGUGCUGGACAACAUGGCGCGCGUUGUGCCUGCGCAAUUGAAGUAUAUCAAGUUCAAGUCGGACACGCGGUAUGUGUCUGUCAAGAACCAGAUUGUUGGGGGCAUUUUGCUGUUGUGGGAUAAGCGACCGGAGGAGGUUGAGGAUAUUAUUACUGUGCGGGAUUUGGCUGCAGCUCAAGCAGCUGCGAAUGCUCACCCGGAUGAGGAAGCUGAGCCUGCGCCGCCUGCACCUUUCGACUACCCGCUUGAGGAUUAGAGAUGUUGUGACCGGGUGGGGAGGAAAAAAAACGGGACCUUCCUGGGGGGGGAUGUGGGAUGGAGAUCCUGAUGAGAGAUAGGAAUCCACGUUCGUAGAUGGGAAGAGUUGGGGUUGUCCUCAAUCCCCUCUGAUAUGAUAUCGAUGUCCAAGCUCCCCGCGAGAAAGCCUAUCCCUUGUUGUGAUCCGUGGUAUUCGAUGUAUCUUCUGCUGCAACCCCUACCCAAUACACAACGUUCAGAUGGGAAAAAGGUCCUACUCAGAAACAACCGUGAGUGCUACGUGUGUUCUGUCGACCUUUCUAGUUGUGUUUAUACGGGGACUGGCCGAGUGACACUGACAGCAAGUUGGGAACAUUCGGC
Molecule: messenger RNA, 3455 nt
Organism: Fimicolochytrium jonesii
Lineage: Eukaryota; Fungi; Chytridiomycota; Chytridiomycetes; Spizellomycetales; Powellomycetaceae
Product: armadillo-type protein
Exons: 16
Coding region: 166-3093 (975 amino acids)
Biological process (GO): regulation of protein catabolic process; proteasome-mediated ubiquitin-dependent protein catabolic process
Cellular component (GO): proteasome storage granule; nucleus; proteasome regulatory particle, base subcomplex
Molecular function (GO): enzyme regulator activity
Source: RefSeq, a predicted model, not a curated record